Molecule: messenger RNA, 2448 nt
Organism: Kwoniella botswanensis
Lineage: Eukaryota; Fungi; Basidiomycota; Tremellomycetes; Tremellales; Cryptococcaceae
Exons: 3
Coding region: 1-2448 (815 amino acids)
Cellular component (GO): nucleus
Molecular function (GO): endonuclease activity
Source: RefSeq, a predicted model, not a curated record
AUGAAGACGGAAGAACAUAUAGAUCCAGGAUCCUUGGCUGCUGUACUAGCUGCUGAUUAUCCGUUAAUCGACCCACCACUAAUCCUAGCGAUCCUAUCAGACUACCCUUCAUCCGAAUUGCAGUCCAAAUUACCAGAGAUCAAAGAUCAAUUGGGUAUACUGGAAGCUACUCUCGUACCUGAUCCUGAUAUCCCUUCUGAAUUUGCUGAAAGCUGGGCAGGAACGGACAGCACCAGUCAAAGCGGGAUCGACGACCUGUCGAACAGGCUAAGUAGUCUUAGCACUACCAAUAUCAAUGAGUUCGGGAGUACGAAUACAAGUGCGACUACUUGGAGUGAAUCGGAUGGUACGGAAGGAUAUGGAGAUGAAGUCGAUUUGCUGAAAUCGCUUUUCCCUUCAACUCCGGAAUUGGAACUCACUUCGGUACUGCACUCUUACCCUAUUCUACAAGAUGCCAUAGACCACUUACUAUCCCUCGAAUUGAUUCGCCAUGUGGAAGAAGAAGGACAUUGGCCAGAAGAUGAACAAGAUGUCAAAGUACUUUCGGAACCUGAACCGGAACCUGAAUCUGCUGUCGAGGAAUGGGAAUCUACUCAAUCAAAAAAGUCAAAAGCAAGAUCGAAAUCAAAAUCAAAACCAUCUUCCAGAGCAUCUUCCAAGCCACCUUCAAUCGAAUCUCCACCCGUCGUCACCUCUUCACCCAAAUUUGAUUACAUCGCCUUUGCUCUACCAUCUGGAUCACAUUCUCGAUCAUCCACUAACGGCGGUUCCAUUUCCGGGUCCAAUCCCGUUUCUACGAAGAAGUCCAAGAAGAGGAAGGAUACAAUCACCAUCCCUAUAGUCGAUACACUCCAGCGUAAACCUACACCGACUCCUUCCGCCAGAUCUCGAACAUCGACCGCUCCAACCAGUAGAUCAUCUUCACCUAGCAGAUUCGAAAUCAGAUCGGUACCAGCGAAUAAUCCUUGGCAUACUGUCACAUCCUUAUCAUCAUACUUAUCUGAUCUUCUAUCUCAACCUUCUACCCAUUUCUCAUCUUAUCUUCAUUCACCAAAUUACCAUUCGACCUAUUCUGCUGUUUUAGCUUCACUCGCUAAGCUACCUGCUCAUCCUACCAAGACUGACUCGUCUUCUCGGAUGAUCCUAGAAGAUAUAUAUGCCUCGAUGUUUGAAGAUAGGGAAGAAGGCUUGAUGAAGAGGGAUUUGGAGAUUUGCGUACACGCAGCAGGGGAAGAUAUAGCUACUGUCAUGGAUCUAAUGGAUUUGUUGAAAGACAUUUCAGAUUGGUCAAGUGACGAUCAUCAUCGAAACAAUGAUGGUUUCUUCGAUCCCACAGAUCAACCUGAUUACAAGAUCAAUACCGACUCUACACCCUUGCCAUCUACAUCAAAACCUCAAACUGUCACUUUGAAUCUAUCUCCUGUUCAAGCUAUCGAUAUGGCUCGAUCGACCUCUGCUACAUCCACUAUAUCCAAUAGAUCAUUAGAUGAACAUGCUAUUUCCACUGCAAAAUCGAGUCUACCAGGAAAGAUGACUCGACCUGAGAAAAAGGUGAGACCAGCCAAAGUGAAAGAAGAACCGUUAUUUGGAGGAGCUAUAAGAGAAGCUAAGAUCAGGGAAGUACCAGGAUCGAAAACUAGUUUAUCUUCUUUGAAUAGUCCGAUGGUAUUGGACGCUCAUGAGAUAUUCUCGCCGAUUGGAUCUGCUCCCUCGUCUCCCAAAUUAGGUAAUAGGCAGUUGGGUGGUAGUGGGAAACAAAUUCAUCCUCAAAACUGGCGUACUGUUACGAACUCUACACCACACUCACGGUCGCAAUCUCAAUCCGCUUCUUUCCGUCCGGAGAGAAAAAUGACAUAUGAAGAAUGUAUGGCCAACGCUCAGCUCGAAAGAGCAAGGAGGGAAACUGUCAUUCGAGCUGCUGGGAGAAACUUCCGACCAAAUGUCAAUGGAGUUGCGGGAGGUGGAAGAGCCGUUAAAGGAGUUAUUGCUGGACAUUAUGCCUCUCAAGCUAUGGAGGCUGCGAAGAGAGCCAGAGAUUGGGAAUUGAAAGCUGCUAGAUUGAGAGUGAAUUCGCAACUCCAAACUGGACUUCAACCACAAACAUCCAAUACUCAUACGGCUAGUCAUAAUUAUAUUGAAAGAGGAAGAGAUGGAGGGGUUGGUGGUAGAAAUCAAUCUAUAGAUUUACAUAAUCUAACAAUUAACGAAGCUCUUACAAUCGUCAAUGAACAAUUAGAUCGAUGGUGGAAAGUUGAGAAAGAAAGGAGAUUGGAAAGGUGGAAGAUCACUGAACAAGGUAGAUUCAUCAUCAUAACCGGAGUAGGUAGACAUUCGAUAAAUAAUAAAGGUGUGUUGGGACCGGCUGUAUCGAAUGAUUUGGAAAGGAAAGGUUGGAAAGUUGACAGAGGUGAUUCCGAGAGGGGUUAUCUGGUCGUCAGAGGGAGAUAA